Messenger RNA from Helianthus annuus (common sunflower), 1345 nucleotides. Its product is annotated as probable purine permease 11. Lineage: Eukaryota; Viridiplantae; Streptophyta; Magnoliopsida; Asterales; Asteraceae. Bases 75 to 1169 code for a protein of 364 amino acids. Gene Ontology annotation, molecular function: purine nucleoside transmembrane transporter activity. The record is from RefSeq and is a predicted model, not a curated record. Gene Ontology annotation, cellular component: membrane. The transcript is spliced from 2 exons.
GUUUUCGUUCCCACUUUCAUCACAAGAUUUGCUUCUUCCCUGUUAUUGCUCUCUCUCUCUCUCUCUAGAACUUCAUGGAUCUUACAAACACGACAGAUAAUGAAGACCUAAAGGAUGCCAAAGAUGAAGUUAAAUCCAGCCUUCCACCUAUUACAAACCUCAAACGGUGGCAAUGGUGGUUGUUGGUGUUCCUUAACAUCGGUUUCCUCCUAAUUGGUCAAGGUGUCGCGGUUCUUCUUUUAAGGUCUUACUAUGAAAAAGGCGGUCAUUGUAAUUGGGCAGCCACUCUUGCUCAAAACGCAGGAUUCCCGUUCCUUUUUAUACCCUUCAUUCUUUUUCCUUCAAUUAAGGAACCCUCAACUAAAUGUCCUAGGAUCGUCCUCAUGUUAAUCUAUGUUGGUCUUGGUGCCCUUUUCGCGUGUGGUAAUUUAAUGCAUUCUGUGGGACUAGAAUACUUAUCGACCUCUACUUACUCAUGCAUUUGUGCGACUCAAUUAGUGUUCAGCGCGGUUUUCUCAUUUUUUAUAAAUUCCCAAAAAUGUACAAUCUUGAUUUUGAACUCCAUCAUAGUUCUUACAUUAUCCGCCAUUCUAGUUGGUGUUAGUGGCCACCCGGCUAAACAAGUGAGUCAGGCCAAGUACACUCUCGGGUUCGUGGCUACAAUUGGUGCAUCGGCUCUUUAUGCUCUUUUACUUUCACUCACACAACUUUCUUUCCAAAAGAUCAUCAAGAAAGAAACUUUCGCGGUGGUUCUUGAGUUGCAAAUUUGCACUUCAAUCGUUGCAUCGUGUGUUUCGCUCGCGGGUCUUUUCGCUAGCGGUGAAUGGCGGUUGUUGGAAGGUGAAGUGAUGAAUUUUCAUGAUGGGAGCUUGUCCUAUGCCAUGACUCUAAUUUUGACUGCUAUCGCGUGGCAGAUAUGUUCGGUUGGGGCUGUGGGUUUGAUCUUUGUGGUGUCGUCUUUGUUUUCAAAUGUGGUUAGCACUCUCGCAUUGUGUCUUUCGCCUUUGGCUGCUGCCAUCGCGUUUGAUCAUUCAUUGAAAGGUGCCAAGAUCGUGGCGGUUCUUAUGGGGAUUUGGGGGUUUACAACCUAUGUUUACCAAAGCUGUCUUGAUGAUCACGAGGCAAAGAACAAACACACGGACGAUAAACCACCAGAGUGUUCUUGUUGAUUUGUGUGUUUUCGUAUAGAAUUUUAGUAAUUUUGUCCAGAUGACAUCGAAUAUUUAGGCAUGUUGUCAUACGGUUUAUGAUCAUAGAACACAUCGUGUAUAGCGUUUAUGAUGCAAUUCUUUUAAGCAAAUAAAGUUUAUUCAGUUUUUAACUUUUAUGUUUCAUACAAAUACAC